Trichobilharzia regenti is the source of this 1635-nucleotide messenger RNA. The record is from the annotation of a GenBank genome assembly. Lineage: Eukaryota; Metazoa; Platyhelminthes; Trematoda; Strigeidida; Schistosomatidae.
AUGGUAGCAGUAUUUGAGGAUUAUAUUAUGUUUAUGCGCCGAAGUAAAUUCAAACAUGUUUUCGGUAAACCGUGCAAGAAAGAAUUUUGUUAUGAAGAUAUACGGAUAACUAAAAGUAGUUGGGAUGCUCGAUUCUGCGCUGUAAAUCCCAAGUACUUGGCAAUUAUCACUGAAGCUGCUGGAGGUGGUGCGUUUCUUGUUCUGCCCAUAGAAAAGGUGGGACGGGUGGAACGUGAUGCUCCUCUUGUUGCUGGCCAUAAGGGGAGUGUCUUAGACAUACAGUGGUGCCCACAUAAUGAUGAUCUUAUUGCUAGUGGUUCAGAAGAUUGUACUGUAAAGGUCUGGCAAAUUCCAGAAGGUGGACUUCUCCCGCAAACAAAUUUAACAACACCUGUGGCUGAUCUGGUGUCUCAUCAACGUCGCGUUGGAUUAGUCGUAUGGCAUCCAACAGCUGAGCAUGUCUUAUUGUCCGCAGGUGCUGAUAAUAUGGUGUUUAUAUGGAAUGUAGCUACAGAAGAGCCAUUGGUUGAAAUAGCAUUUCCAGAUAUUGUUUUAUCUGCUUGUUUUAAUUACAACGGUUCUCGAUUGGUUACAACCUGUAAAGAUCGGCGUACACGAGUACUUAACCCACGGACUGGAGCAAUUAUUGUUGAUGGCAUGUGUCACCAAGGCACAAAACCCCAGGAGGCUGUUUAUAUCAAAGAUAAUCGAAUUUUCACCACGGGUUUCUCACCAAUGAGUGAACGUCAGUAUGCACUAUGGAAAGAUGAGGAUAUUUCUGAACCUUUACAUAUUCAAGAAUUGGAUACAAGCAAUGGCGUACUGUUUCCUUUCUACGAUUCCGAUACUAAUUUAAUAUAUCUUUGUGGGAAGGGGGAUAGUACCAUAAGGUAUUUUGAAAUAACUGAUGAAGAACCAUAUGUACAUUAUAUUAAUAUGCUUACCAGUUCUGAUCCACAAAGAGGAAUGGGUUGGAUGCCAAAACGUGGAUUAGAUGUAAAUCAAAAUGAAAUUGCUAGAUUUUAUAAAUUACAUGCUAAAGGAUUAUGUGAAGUUAUCCCGUUCACUGUACCUCGAAAAUCAGAAUUAUUUCAAGAUGAUCUUUACCCGGAUACAAUCGGUGAUGUACCAGCUUUGACAGCUGAAGAAUGGAUGUCUGGUAAAGAUUCAGAUCCUGUUUUGGUAUCUCUUAAAGAAGGAUAUGUUCCAAAAUCAAAGCCAAAAAAACGUAUAGGCAAGGUGAUUUCAGCUACUUCAGGUGGAAAUGAUGAACAACAAACAACUUUGUCAGUACCACAAUCUAAAAUUUCAUCACAUCAGAGCCGACAAUCUGCUUCGAAAUCUCCGUUACCUGAAGUUCGUCAAAAUGCUGAUGUUCAAGAGACAAGUAGACAACGAUUAACUAAAAGUACACCACCAAAAGAUAAUCCACCCUCGGAACCAGUAAAUGGUGUCUCAACCGGUGCUAGUCAUGUAAAUGCUAUUGAUGUCCAACAUCUUAUGGAAGAUAUUCGUAAAAUGAAGAUUAUUAUCAAAGGACACGAAAGACGUAUACGAAAUUUAGAAGAACGUUUAGAUCUAACAGACAGUGGUGGAGAUUGUGUUUCAUCCAUGUCUGUUAGCUCAAUCAAAUAA